This is a messenger RNA of Photinus pyralis (common eastern firefly), 2557 nucleotides long. RefSeq names its product solute carrier family 26 member 10-like. Gene Ontology annotation, molecular function: bicarbonate transmembrane transporter activity; chloride transmembrane transporter activity; oxalate transmembrane transporter activity. Gene Ontology annotation, biological process: transmembrane transport. NCBI's taxonomy places the organism in Eukaryota, Metazoa, Arthropoda, Insecta, Coleoptera, Lampyridae. The record is from RefSeq and is a predicted model, not a curated record. The transcript has 12 exons. Bases 387 to 2480 code for a protein of 697 amino acids. Gene Ontology annotation, cellular component: membrane.
UGCAAAGUGCAUGAACGUAACAAAAAACACCGUUGGUAUAUAAUUGGGUAAUAUUGAUCAACGACCAAUAACUGUAUUAGUUGACCUAAAAGAAAUCAUUUUACUAAGGUUUUUGUGAGGCCAUUUUCUAGUUGACUAAGCUUUUCAUUGAAACAACAACCCAAAAAAUUCAAUAAGGUACUUUUGAGCGUAAUGCUGAUAUAAAUGAGGCAAAACAAGAGAAAAUUACUUAGUAUAGAUUUAAAUUAAACCGAGGACAGAACGUUCAUACUCCGUAAAGUUUAAAGGAACGCGAAAAGAAUUUGGUUGUUUACAUCUCGAUUCAGUGAAAAAUUGUACGCUGAAGUCAGUGUAAUGGAAAAUUUGCAUUGAACAAUAUCUAAACCAUGAAUAACGAUCUGCAACAAAGAGUUAAAAUUGAUAGACCGCUUUAUGACCAAGAGCAAUUAAACAAACAUUGCCAAUAUGAAAAACUGCCAAAAAAACAUUUGGAUUGCGUCAACUGUACACCUUCACGUAUUUUGUUCAAGACAGUACCUGUAUUAAAAUGGUUACCAAAGUAUCGAUGGAAAGAAAACAUUCUGGGGGAUCUCAUCGCUGGAUUUACGAUUGCUAUAAUGCAGAUUCCGCAAGGAAUGGCUUACAGUCUUUUAGCCAAUGUACCACCUAUUACAGGAAUAUAUACUGGAGUCUUUCCAGUUCUAGUAUAUUUUAUAUUUGGAACUUCUAAACAUAACUCAAUGGGUACUUUCGCUGUAAUCUGUUUGAUGACCGGAAAAACAGUUCUCGAGCACAGCGACCCAUCUAGCUUUAAUCAUCUGGCAAGCUUCAGCGAAGUAGGCUACUCGCCGAUACAAGUAGCGACUGCUACGUCUUUCGCUGUGGCCAUGGUUAUGCUAGUCAUGUACCUUUUCCGACUAGGAAUCAUUAGUACCCUACUCUCGGACACUUUGGUUAGCGGAUUUACAACUGGCGCUGCGUGUCACGUGUUUACGUCCCAAUUAAAAGAUAUAUUCGGCUUGGGGAUUCCGACUCAGAAAGGAUACUUUACGAUUGUUAAAACGUGGAUGGUUGUAUUUGAAGAAAUAAAAAAUGUUAAUUGCAUCGCUCUGGGUAUUUCCGUAAUAUGCAUUAUAAUUUUGAUACUUUUCAACGAAGGAAUAAAACCAAAGGUAGCCCAGAAGUGCAUGUUUCCAAUACCAGUCGAACUGCUCCUUGUCAUAUUGGGCACAGUUUGCAGUUACUUCUUGAACUUAGUAGAAGAUUACAACGUAAAAAUUGUCGGCACCGUACCUACUGGCUUGCCAGAACCAUCGCUGCCCCCUUUUGAGUUAAUGGGUCGUAUUAUGGUGGACUCGAUUGUUAUCGCAAUUGUGUCGUACGCCUUGAGUUUAUCUAUGGCCCUGAUCUUUGCUCAAAAACAUAAUUAUGAAGUGGAUGCCAAUCAAGAGCUUUUGGCUCAGGGCGUUAGCAAUGUGGUAGGAUCGUGCUUCUCCUGCGUACCGGUAACAGCAUCUCUAACACGAUCAAUGAUGGUACAUGCAGUAGGAGGGAAGACCCAACUCUACUCAAUUGUCUCCUGUGGAAUUCUAAUACUUGUACUAAUGUGGAUGGGUCCACUUCUUGAAACACUUCCAAUAAGCGUAUUGGCGAGCAUAAUAGUGGUAGCGUUAAAAGGACUGUUUAUACAAAUAAAAGAUUUUGUUCCUAUUUGGAAGGCGAGCAAACUAGACGCAAUGGUCUGGCUAAUAACCUUCCUAGUUGUAGUUUUUGUAAAUUUGGAUAUAGGACUAUUGGUUGGAUUGCUUUUGUCACUUGCACAAAUUUUACUAGCUGGAUUUCAACCAUACACUUGCCUGAUGUACGCCGUUCCUAAUACCGACAUUUAUUUGGAUUCGACUCGCUAUAAAAUGGCCAUUCCACUGAACGGUAUAAAAAUAUUCCACUAUAGUGGCAAUUUAAGUUUCGCCUUGAGGAACACGUUUAAGCUUGAGCUGUAUCGCUUGGUGGGGAUUCAACCACAAAAAGAGUUACGCAUGCGAAGAAAAAUUGCUAAGCUCAAAGAACAGGUACGGCUCUCAACAUCUAGCGCGUUUUACCAAAAAGUUCACUUACAGGACGACAUAUCCUUCGGAGAUUUGAACAUAUCAAAAUUUAAUGAUAAGAUCGAAAAAUUGAAAAGCAAAACGACGAUGGACGUAUAUUGUAUAGUUUUAGAUUUCUCAGCAGUAAGUUACAUUGAUUCGGCCGGCGUUGCAACUUUGAAGAGUAUCGUUCAGGACUUCGCACAAAUUAGUAUUCCGAUUUACAUAGCCUCCAGCGAGGGACCUGUGUACGAAACGAUGAGUCGUUGUAAAUUAUUUAACGAGCCGAAAUGUUCAAUCAGGAUCUUUCCAACAGUGCACGACGCAGUUCAAAGUGCGAAAUCAAUUUUUAGUUUAGAAAAUCACAAUCACAUUAGUGUUAUUAGUAAAGUGUAAUUAAAAUAUGAUAUGACAUUGUAAAUAUGACAUGGACAAGGGUUAGACUGGAUCAUUAUUAAAUUUAUAACACUCGA